CGAGGCGCGCAGAGCAUGGCCAGGGGCGCGGAGCGAGGUCGCGGGGACGCCGGCUGGGGCCUGCGGGGCGUUCUGGCGGCGGUGGCGCUGCUCUCGGCGCUCAAUGCCGCUGGCACGGUGUUCGCGCUGUGCCAGUGGCGCGGGCUGAGCGCGGCGGUGCGGGCGCUGGAGGCUCAGCAGGGCCCGGAGCAGCGCGAGGACAGCGCCCUGCGCUCCUUCUUGGCCGAGUUGAGUCGCGCGCGGCGCAAAGCGCCGGCUCCUCCCCCGGACCCCGCAAGCGCCGCGCGCAAUAAGCGCAGCCACGGCGGGGAGCCCGCGCCGCACAUCCGCGCAGAGAGCCACGACAUGCUGAUGAUGAUGACCUACUCCAUGGUGCCGAUCCGAGUGAUGGUGGAUCUAUGUAACAGCACCAAGGGCAUCUGCCUGACAGGACCACCUGGCCCACCAGGACCUCCGGGAGUUGGUGGGUUACCAGGACACAAUGGAUCAGAUGGACAGCAUGGUCCCCAGGGCCCAAAAGGAGAAAAAGGAGCAACUGGAAAAAGAGGAAAAAUGGGGCCACCUGGAGCCACAGGAACUCCAGGGGAAAAGGGAGACCCUGGUGAGCUGGGUUUGACUGGAAAUGAGGGCCCACCAGGGCCAAAGGGGGACAAAGGAGACAAAGGGGAUGUGUCCAAUGAUGUGCUCCCCACAGGUGCCAAAGGUGACCAAGGCCCACCUGGCCCGCCUGGCCCACCUGGGCCCCCAGGCCCUCCAGGUCCCCCAGGACCCCCCGGAAGCAGAAGAUCUAAAGGCCUACGGCAGCCAAACAUGUUCAAUGGCCAGUGCCCAGGGGAGACAUGCGCCAUACCAAAUGAUGAUACCUUGGUUGGAAAAGCUGAUGAGAAAGGCGGGGAACACCAUUCUCCACAAGCAGAAUCCAUGAUCGCUUCCAUUGGAAAUCCAACACAAGUACUGAAAGUUAAAGAGACAUUUGGGACUUGGAUAAGAGAGUCUGCUAACAAGAGUGAUGAGCGGAUCUGGGUGACUGAACAUUUCUCAGGCAUCAGGGUGAAGGAAUUCAAAGACCAACCCUCCCUGUUGAAUGGUAGUUACACUCUCGUGCAUCUCCCAUAUUAUUUCCAUGGCUGCGGGCAUGCCGUUCACAACAACUGUCUCUACUACCACAAAGGAGGCUCCAACACCAUAGUGAGAUUUGAAUUUGGCAAAGAAACAUCCCAAACUCUGAAACUUGAAAAUGCCCUGUAUUUUGAUCGAAAAUACCUCUUUGCAAAUUCCAAGACUUACUUCAAUUUAGCUGUGGAUGAAAAGGGUCUUUGGAUUAUCUAUGCUUCAAGUGUGGAUGGCUCAAGCAUUCUUGUCGCCCAGUUGGAUGAGAGGACAUUCUCUGUGGUGCAACACAUUAAUACCACAUACCCCAAGACCAAGGCCGGUAACGCCUUCAUUGCCCAGGGGAUCCUUUAUGUCACGGACACCAAAGAUCUGAGGAUAACAUUUGCCUUUGAUUUGUUAGGAGGGAAACAGAUCAAUGCAAACUUUAAUUUAAGAACUUCCCAGUCUGUUCUUGCCAUGUUAUCCUACAAUAUGAGAGACCAGCAUUUAUAUUCAUGGGAAGAUGGUCAUUUAAUGCUUUAUCCUGUGCGGUUUUUGUCAGCUACAAUAAACCAGUGAUGAGAUGCAUUCUGUUCCCCCUUGACAAGUUUCAGAUGUUCUCUGGUACCAUUAAUAUUCCAACAUAAAACUUGUCUUUAGGGUAACCAGGUCCUUAGCUGUCAUAAUCUCAUGACAUGAGUUGAGUGUUUAUAUGGUCAGGGAACCCCCUUUAAAUUCAGAUUCCUUAGAGGAAAAUAGCAACAGACUGGAGGUCAAGAUGGCUAUGAUUUGGUGAUUUCUCCACAGACUAUCUGGGCAAGUUACCCUUCUCUCUGUGAGCCUUGUUUUCCUGACUGGUAAUAUGAAAGGGCUGCCAAAGAUGACUGGCAAGACUCCCUCCACCUGUAGGGAUUUCUGUGCUUCUCGGCUGUUGCUGCCUUCACAGCUGUUACAUAUUUGGUUUGGUUUUUUGGUUUUUAGCCACAUGCUGAGCAAAUUUACCUCCAAGUUGAUAAGCCCAAACACUUGAGCAAUGAAUUCCUUAGUAGUGACUUGUAUUCAGUGCCUUGGGAAGCUGCAUGGACCCUUUAAGGCUGUGGAGGGACCACAUUACCCAUAAUUUAUUACCAUUCUCUGCGUCCGCACCAGCCACCACAGCACUGGAAUGAGCAUCAUCCUGGGCUCGCGAUUGCCGCUCCAAAGUUAAAAAAGCCAGGCACAGCUACAACGCUCAGGCUUGCUAAUGAAACAGAAACAGGCACUUCCAGGUUCCUAUCAGUCUCUGAUCCUGCUGUAGAUCACAAACACUGAAUCCUCACGUCACCCUGGCUGCUGCUUUCACUGCUACGCAUCUGCUAUCAACUACUAAAUAUUAUGUGAGUAGGCAUUAAUCUGGCUAGAACCAUGGGAAGCCCUUUGCAGUUUUUGGAAGAGGCACCAUUUGUGAUUAUUAUCUAGAACAGGGACGGGCAAACCAUGGCCCUUAGGCCAAAGCUAGACCAUUGCAAGUUUUUGUGAAGUUGUAUUGGAACAGGGUCACUCGCCUUUGCUUGUGUAUCAGAGUUUGUGACUACUUUUGCUCUACAGUGGCAGAAUUGAGUUGUUGCGAAAAAGUUGAGUAGGGGCCCUGCAAAGCCUAGAACAUUUACCCUUUGGCCCUUUACACCAAAAGUUUGCCAACUUCUGGGCUAUAAAGUGAGGCUGAUUGUUGGCAGGGCUUAUUCGCCAGAGGCUGUUUGUUAUGUUUUGUUUUAUUCCAGACAAAGAAAGA
Panthera uncia (snow leopard) is the source of this 2863-nucleotide messenger RNA. It is a transcript of the gene GLDN, whose product is annotated as gliomedin. The record is from RefSeq and is a predicted model, not a curated record. Lineage: Eukaryota; Metazoa; Chordata; Mammalia; Carnivora; Felidae. Bases 16 to 1671 code for a protein of 551 amino acids. Gene Ontology annotation, cellular component: cell surface. Gene Ontology annotation, biological process: signal transduction. The transcript has 10 exons.